AUGGUACAACAAAAGAUCCCCUUUACUAUUAGAUUGAAAACAUGUCUGAAAAUGUGUAUCCAAAGGUUAAGAUAUGCACAAGAGAAACAACAAGCCCUCGCUAAACAAGAUCGAAGGUUAGUUGCCAAAUUAUUAUCUGAUUCUAAAGAAACAAAGGCACAAUAUCGUGUGGAAAACUUAAUUAAUAAUGAUAUUCAUAUGGAAUUAUUAGAAAUAUUGGAACUGUAUUGUGAAUUGUUACAUGCAAGAGUUAAUAUAUUGAAUGACAUUACGGAUGAAGUGGAUUUGAUUUCAAAUCAUAUUGAAGAUGGUAUUAAUGAAGCUGUAAGAGCAAUUGUAUUUUCUACAUUAUAUGUGCCUGAAGUAAAGGAAUUGAAUCAAAUGGCGGAAUUGUUGACUUUGAAAUUUGGUCAAGAAUUCUUGAAAGUUAUUAGAGAAGAUCAUGUUGGUGUUCCUGAAAAAGUAUUGGGGAAAUGUUCCCCUGCUUUACCGAAGGAAGAUUUGGUCAUAUUAUAUUUGAAGGAAAUUGCAAUCACAUAUGACGUUCCAUAUAGUUUGUUGACAGAUUCUGAAUCUGAAUCUGAAACACAGAGUAACGAUAACGAGAAGACUGAUGAUGAUAAUAAUGAUGAUGGGGAUGGAGGCAACGUAAAAGAAAAAAUCAAUGGGAAACCUAUCGUAGCAAUGGAUAAUGAUGAAAAUAUAUCAACAGAUGAAAAACAUCCAAUAACAAUUCGAAAACCAAGACAAACUAGUGAGACUGCAGAAAAAAAACUGAAAAUAGCUGAAGAUAUCAAAAAAGAAGUGAAAAUCGUCCAUAAUAAGAAAAAAGUCGAAAAAACUGAUGAAUUAGAUGAAUUAAAGAAAAGAUUCGCAGCAUUACGUAGAUAA
Molecule: messenger RNA, 891 nt
Organism: Naumovozyma dairenensis CBS 421
Lineage: Eukaryota; Fungi; Ascomycota; Saccharomycetes; Saccharomycetales; Saccharomycetaceae
Gene: IST1
Product: Ist1p
Exons: 2
Coding region: 1-891 (296 amino acids)
Biological process (GO): protein transport
Source: RefSeq, a predicted model, not a curated record